Prunus armeniaca (apricot) is the source of this 282-nucleotide messenger RNA. The record is from the annotation of a GenBank genome assembly. NCBI's taxonomy places the organism in Eukaryota, Viridiplantae, Streptophyta, Magnoliopsida, Rosales, Rosaceae.
AUGAGAAGUAUCAAAGGCAAGCUAACAAGCAUAGGAAGCCAGCUGCAGCGGUUUCCUCAGGGCAAGCAUGGAAAGUUGAAACCACGGGCUGAUGGCCCAUUUAAAGUACUCCGGUGUGUAGGGGAUAAUGCUUACAAGAUUGAACUCCCAGGAAAUUAUGGAGUGUCAGCAACCUUCAACGUGGCAGACCUUUCUCCGUAUCAUGGCAGUGAAGACAAAGAGAACUCAGGGACGAGUUCACGUGCAGCGGAAGCGUAUGACACCGAAUCUGACCUCUUCUAA